Molecule: messenger RNA, 2860 nt
Organism: Oenanthe melanoleuca
Lineage: Eukaryota; Metazoa; Chordata; Aves; Passeriformes; Muscicapidae
Gene: ANKRD24
Product: ankyrin repeat domain 24
Exons: 19
Coding region: 70-2736 (888 amino acids)
Molecular function (GO): actin binding
Source: RefSeq, a predicted model, not a curated record
GGGCGGCGAUGCCGGAGCGCUUCGGGCUCGGGGGUGCCCGUGCUGGCCGGGGCGGGGGGCGAGGGGCGCAUGGCGUCCUCCCGCCGCCUCCUGCUCAGCACCAUGAAGCAGAUCUGCCUUUGUGCCGCCGCCUCCUUCGCGAGCCAGGACUGGACCAAGAACGACGAGAAGCUGCUGCAGGCCGUGGACUACAACGAUGCCGGGCGGGUCACGUCGCUCCUGCUGCGCAAGGGCCUGGUGCCCACCAAGCUGGACUCGGAGGGCAAAUCUGCGUUCCACCUGGCCGCCACACGGGGCAAUGUGGACUGCCUGGAAGCAAUGCUGGCCCACGGUGUGGAUGCCAUGACCAAGGACAGCUCAGGUUACACUGCCCUGCACUUGGCCUCCAAGCACGGCCACCCUCAGUGUGUCAGCAAACUGCUGCAGGCCUCCUGCCCCGUGGACGUGGCCGAUGGCAGCGGCCGGACCGCGCUGCACCUGGCGGCUGCCAGCGGCUGCAUCUCCUGCUCCGAGAUCCUCUGUGACUUCAAGGCUCCCCUGAACAGCAAGGACAAGGACGGCUCCACGCCGCUGAUCCUGGCUGCCAAGAUGAGCCACCCGGAGCUGUGCCGGUACCUCCUGCACCGCGGCGCCGCCGUCAAUUGCCGGGACCUGCAGGGCAGGACAGCGCUGAUGCUGGCCUGCGAGAGCGGCAGCGUGGACACCGUGGAGGUUCUGGUCAGCGCCGGGGCCCGCGUGGGCGUGGUGGACGCCACCGGCCACGACGCCGCUCACUACGGGCUGGCCACGGGCAACGCUCUCAUCCAGCACCUCCUGCAGGAGGCGGCCCAGCGCCGCUCCUGGGCCAGCGAAGAGGAGUCAACCGAGCAGACGUCGCAGACGUCUUCGCCCAGCCAGUCGUCGGUCAGGGAGAAGAGCAGCACCCCGAGGAAGAGGAAGGCUCCUCUGCCUCCCCUGGGCACCUCCAGCCAGGAGGACAGGGACGCCUACGAGGAGAUCGUGCGGCUGCGGCAGGAGAGAGCCCAGUUCCUGCAGAAGAUCCGGGGCCUGGAGCAGCAGGAGAAGCAGAGACGGGAGCGGGCGGAGCUGGAUGAGGCCUCCCUGCGCUCCCUGGAGAAGCAGAUCAAGGAGCUGGAGGAGCGGCUGGCGGCACGGGACGGGGAGAAGGAGAAGCUGGGCAAGGAGGUGGAGACUCUGCGGAGCCGCCUGUCCUCCAUGGAGAAUGAGAAGGAGAACACGAGCUACGACAUCGAGACACUGCAGGACGAGGAGGGAGAACCACUCGAGUUCCCAGGAGCAGAGAUGCUGCUCUCCAAGAAGACGCUGAGCCCCUCGGCCGAGGAGCUGCUGGCCACGCUCCAGGGGCAGGUGCAGUCCCUGACCGUGCAGAACAAGGAGCUGAGGGAGAAAAUCCAGGUGCUGGAGAACUACGAGCGGGACGAGAGCAGCUCCGCCGGGCCGGGGGCCGUGGUGCCCGUCAGUCAGUACCAGGCCCUGCAGCGGGAGCUGGAGCGGCUGCGGGCGCAGGGCAGCGCCGGGGGGGCCGCGGAGCCCAGCGCUGCCGGGGAGCCCGCCUGGGCCUGGGGCGAGUGCAGGGCCGCGCUGGGCGAGCUGGGCGUGCAGACAUCCCCCUCCUCCUCGCCCUGCGGCCAGCGGGAGCCGGGCGCGGAGCUGGCGGAGGCGCGGGCGGCUCUGGAACGGGCGCAGAGCGAGCUGGAGGAGCGGGAGCGGCGGCUGCGGGAGCUGCAGGCCCGGCUGGAGGCGGCGGAGGCCGCGGGCUCGCGGGGAGAUCCCGCGGAGGAGAAGGAAGCGCUGCGGGAGCGCUGCGGGCGCGCCGAGGCCGAGGCCCAGGCGCUGCGGCGGGAGCUGGAGGCGAGGCCGCGGGAGGCCGAGGCGCGGCUGGCGGAGCUGCGGGCAGCGCUGGCGCGCAGCGAGGCCGAGCUGGGCGCCGCGCGGGAGCGGCUGCGGCAGCACGAGCAGGAGGCGCCGGCGUGGCCGCAGCGGGCGCGGGCCGAGGGCUGGGUGCCGCGGGACGAGCACGCCGGCGCCACGGCCGCGCUGCAGGAGCAGGCGCGGGCGCUGCGGGAGCGCCUGGCGCAGCUGGAGGCCGCGGCCGACGGGCAGGCCCGCGAGGCAGCCCGGCUGCGGGCGGAGCUGGCGGCCGCCGUGCCCAGGGCGCAGCACGAGGCGGCCGAGGCCGCGCUGCGGGCGGAGGCGGCGGCGCUGGCGCAGCGGCUGCAGGAGCUGGAGCGGCGGCACGAGAAGACGUGCGAGGAGGUUUUCCGCGUGCAGAGACAGGCGCUGUUCAUGAAGAGCGAGCGGCAGGCGGCCGAGGACAGGCUGGGCGCGGCGCAGAAGCAGCUGGAGCAGGCGCAGGACGAGGCGCGGCGGCUGCGGGAGCUGCACGGCCACGCCGAGGACGCGGCACGGCUGGUCAGGGACAGGGACAGGAAGAUCACGGAGCUCUCCAAGGAGGUUUUCAGGCUGAAAGAAGCUCUGAACGCCCUCCCCGAGUCGGGGGCGCCCCCACAAUCCCCGCCCAACACGGCCGCGCUCCAGGCCCGGGUCCGGGCGCUGGAGGAGAAGCUGGAGGAGACAGAGACGAGGCACAGCAAGGUGGUGACGCUGUACCGGAGCCACCUGCUCUAUGCCGUGCAGGGCCACAUGGACGAGGACGUGCAGAGACUCCUGUGCCAGAUCCUGAGGAUGCAGCGGCUGCAGGAGCAGGGCAGAUGAGCCCCUGCCAGCACGGGUGGCACAGGGAGUGGGGACAGGUCUGUCACAGCACCCUGUGUGUCCCUUUGCUUGUCCGGGCACGCAGCCCACCCCAGCACAGCAGCAAUAAAGUUAUUUAUAGUCA